Molecule: messenger RNA, 2253 nt
Organism: Oncorhynchus gorbuscha (pink salmon)
Lineage: Eukaryota; Metazoa; Chordata; Actinopteri; Salmoniformes; Salmonidae
Product: cyclic AMP-dependent transcription factor ATF-7-like
Exons: 13
Coding region: 103-1584 (493 amino acids)
Biological process (GO): regulation of transcription by RNA polymerase II
Molecular function (GO): cAMP response element binding; DNA-binding transcription factor activity, RNA polymerase II-specific
Source: RefSeq, a predicted model, not a curated record
CUGUUACGUAAAAAAUGGAACGCUUUCACCUCUCGCGCGAUUUCAACCCAGCGCAGUGUAGGAGUUCCAGCAGCAGAGAAGGGGAGAGGCUCUUUGUGUGAGAUGGGGGACGAUCGACCUUUUGUGUGCACCGCCCCAGGCUGUGGACAGAGAUUUACCAAUGAAGACCAUCUAUCAGUCCAUAAACAUAAGCAUGAGAUGACCCUAAAAUUUGGUCCUGCCAGAACUGACUCCGUCAUCAUCGCAGACCAGACCCCCACGCCCACCCGCUUCCUGAAGAACUGUGAGGAGGUGGGUCUGUUCAAUGAGCUGGCCAGCUCCUUCGAACAGGAGUUCCGGAAGGCCCAUGAGGACGACCAGAGGAACAAAAACCCGCUCCCCACCCCUCAUCUUCUGGCACCACCCUUACAGACCCUGUCUGGGGUGAAGGAGGAGGAUGAGGGGCCUCUGGAGGUUGACUCCUCCCCGCCAGGCAGUCCUGACUCCACCUCCAGCAUGUCGGACAGUAGCAAGGAGCCAAUGGGGAGAGGAAAAGAGACUCUUCCUCCUCCACGGCCAGUGUUGAGCUCCACCCCCACGCCAACCAUUGUACGGCCUGGGUCCCUCCCCAUUCACCUUGGUUACGACCCCCUGCACCCGACACUGCCGUCGCCGACUUCUGUCAUCACACAAACCCCACCCUCCAACAGACAACUGGGCUCUCCGACAGGCUCCUUCCCACUGGUAAUGCAUCUCCCCAACGGACAGACGGUCCCUCUCCUCCCCAGCCCAAAUAUGACCUCAGUCAUAUCUCUGGCGAGGCCAUUUAAUAUGGUGCCCAACAUCCCUGGGAUUCCAGGCCCUCCGAUUGGUGGGACCAGCAGCGGCUCCUCCUCCCCAUCUGGGUAUAGUCUACACUCGGAGGCCAAGAUGAGGCUGAAGGCGGCGCUGACCCUGCAACAGGCACAGGGGGGGUGGGAGGGGGGGCCAGGGUCCAGCCCCGCUGUCCCCCAGAGACAUGAGCAGAGCCAGCAGCCCUCGCAGCAUUCUGACACCCCCUCACCUGCACAGCCACAGGUAUCCCCGGCCCAGCCCACCGGGGGUAGGAGGCGGCGGGGUGCGGAGGCCGACCCAGAUGAGAGAAGGCAGCGCUUCCUGGAGAGGAACAGGGCGGCGGCAUCUCGCUGCCGACAGAAACGCAAGGUUUGGGUUGGCUCACUGGAAAGGAAGGCAGAGGACCUGGCUACCAUGAACGUCUCUUUGACCAAUGAAGUGGGUCUGCUGAGGAACGAGGUGACACAACUGAAACAGCUGCUACUGGCCCACAAAGACUGCCCUGUCACUGCCAUGCAGAAGGCGGCUGCCUACUUAGCUGCAGGAGGAGAGGAGAGCUCCAGGGAUCCCCCCUCCGAGCCUACGGGCUCCACAGCCUUGGCCAUCCAGCACGGGCCUUCGGCCCCUGUCCCCAGCCCUGGUGCCAUCACCGUCAACGGGCUGAGCGUAUGCGCGGCUGAGGCAGUGGCCAUGUCGGUCCUGGCCGGGAUGGGGGCGGCCCACCAGGGAGGGGUCCUCAUGGCGCCACAGCCUCAGCCCGCCCCCAGAUGAUGCGCAGGGAGCCAAUAAGAACAUUAGAAGGCCGGACUGGUACAAUUAUGUGAGCGAUUGAAAGGGACCUGAUUUGAAAUCUGAAAUCCCACCAGUUGUUAAUAGAAGGGGGGGUGAGAAGUACUGUCUCCAACCUAUGCUCAGACCUUGGAUACAGUGGCAGCCAGGAAAGGAUGUUGGGAGUUGACAUCCUGUCAAAGCCACACAAACCCCCCCACCCUACCCCCCAAACACACACACACACUCGCUCACAGCCAAUGAUAAUCACUGAACGAGUCGUCCCGCCCCUUUUCUGAUGAAUCCCUGCUUGGAAGCACUGUCAUUGCGUAUGUACAUACUCUCACCCCGUGAAAUACACACACUCGAUCACUGAAUGUAGUGUGUUUUUGUCUAUUUGCAACUCUCCCCUGUCUACAGUGUAAAUCUCUCCUUACAUAUUUAUCUUCUUCAUGCAGCUGUUAAUCCAUGGGGAAACUAUUUUUAGGGCUGAAUAAGCGUGAGAUAUUGUUUUCCCUUUGUCAUGGAGUGAGCCAAAGUAUGAGUAUAUUCAAUGUCUGGCCUUUAAAAAAAUUUGUAUUAUUAUUGUUUUUUUAAAAUAGGAAUUCUGCAUUCUGACAAUGUGUAUGAAACCCCUUAUUGACUGCAUGGAUAUUAGAGGAGACUGAUGAA